UCGGCGCCUCGCUCUUCCCCAACAUUUCCCCCCCGUUACGAGCGGCGAUAUCGACUCCCUCGCACGCAACCCGGCACCGUUCCCGGAACGCCGAACCGAAGCGGCGAGAUAAAGUUUUCCGUAGCGGAGUAUCGUCCGAUUCGCCGGGCCGGUAUCGCCCCGAUCGAAGGGAGACCGGAUGGUGGACGGCGACGGCGACGGCGAGAGAUCGGUCUGCUGACUUCGUUCCGAUCCAUCUCGCGUCUUGGGCACAGAUUAAUACUAUCUUCCAGGAGCGAAGAAUCUGGUAUUCUGAAUUUUACAGUAGCAGAAUGCCUCGUCCCUUAGACAUAGGGUGGCAAUAUGGUACAAUGAUUGGGAAUCACAGGCAUCAUGUGCAAUGCAACUAUUGCCACAGGAUCAUGAUUGGAGGCAUUACACGUUUCAAGAAACACUUGGCAAACAAAAAGGGAGAAAUUAAGGGCUGUGAGGUUGCUCCUAAAGAAGUACGGGAAGUAAUUAGGAAACAUCUGGCUUCACUAAAGCCAAGGAGGCCAAACAAGAAAAGACGAAAGCCAGCAGAUGGAAAUUUUGUAGAUCCUCUUUCUGUUAAUUAUAACAUGGAACUGGAUGCAUCAGAUCCAGAUGCAAGACAGAAAAUGUUGACAUUUAAUGAAGCAGAAACACACUCUUCUAGGUCAGCAGACCAACAAUUUGAGGUUGGAACAAGGGAAUUUGUUGAUGUGUUUGCAUGUGUCCAGUACAAGGAUGAGCAGGAUUUUGAUCCUUCUAGAGCAACUGACCUUGGAUGGGCACAUGGUGUCAUGGUAAAUGGGGACCGACAAAAAAUACAGUGCAGAUACUGCCAUAAAAUAAUCUUAGGAGGUGGAAUUUCUCGCCUUAAACAACAUUUAGCUGGGGAAAGAGGCAAUAUAGCUCCAUGUGAACAAGUACCUGAUGAUGUAAAAGCACAAAUGCAACAGCAUCUGGGCUUUAAAGUUUUGGAAAGACUUAAAAAGCAGAAAGGUUUUGAGGUUGUAGAGUAUUCUGCUCAGCAAGGAAUAGAAGAAUAUGUUGGUGAUGUUCCUAACAUAAUAUCUCCAAGAGAUGGCUCUCGUAACAGAAGAGGAGAGGAUGCUUGUGAAACAAAUUUCUAUCAGAAGAAAGAAAAUUGUGACAUCAUAUAUUCCUCAGGCCUCAGCAAUACCUCAGUCUGCUUUACAGUUUACUUCACAAGAAAAUGUAGAUCAUGCUGAUAUCACAGUUGCAAAUUUUAUGUAUGAAGCAGGUAUACCAUUAAGUGUGGCAAAUUCAUUCUAUUUUCAGAGGAUGGCUGAUGCAAUUGCUGCAGUAGGUCUAGGAUACAAAAUUCCCUCGUAUCAUUCUCUUAGAGGUAAAUUAUUAAAUAUAUGUGCCAAUGAAGUGCAAGAAAUUAAUAAAGAGCUUCGCAAGUCAUGGGAAGUGACUGGUUGUACGGUCAUGGUUGAUAGGUGGAUGGAUAAAU
Messenger RNA from Musa acuminata AAA Group (dessert banana), 1483 nucleotides. RefSeq lists its product as uncharacterized. The record is from RefSeq and is a predicted model, not a curated record. Gene Ontology annotation, molecular function: DNA binding. The transcript is spliced from 4 exons. The coding region runs from base 312 to 1235 and encodes 307 amino acids. Lineage: Eukaryota; Viridiplantae; Streptophyta; Magnoliopsida; Zingiberales; Musaceae.